This is a messenger RNA of Phacochoerus africanus (Common warthog), 2292 nucleotides long. RefSeq names its product McKusick-Kaufman/Bardet-Biedl syndromes putative chaperonin-like. Gene Ontology annotation, biological process: chaperone-mediated protein complex assembly; protein folding; cilium assembly. Gene Ontology annotation, molecular function: ATP binding. The coding region runs from base 73 to 1785 and encodes 570 amino acids. The transcript is spliced from 4 exons. Lineage: Eukaryota; Metazoa; Chordata; Mammalia; Artiodactyla; Suidae. The record is from RefSeq and is a predicted model, not a curated record. Gene Ontology annotation, cellular component: nucleus; kinociliary basal body; cytoplasm.
GACAAUACAAUAAAUAGAAAACUAUGGUUCACAGAAUAAAAGCUGUCUUGACAAAUUACUACCUGAAGUAAGAUGUCUCGGUUAGAAGCUAAAAGGCCCUCAUUAUGUAAAAGCGAACCACUGACAAGCGAGAGAGUGAAGGCCACACUCUCUGUCUUGAAAGGAGUCGUCACAUCCUGCUACGGGCCAGCAGGGAGGCUGAAGCAGCUGCACAAUGGCCGUGGGGGCUCCGUGUGCACCACCUCCCAGUCAGCUGCCCUUCUCGCCAGCCUGCCAGUCACCCAGCCCAUCUUAAAGAUCCUGACGACCUCUGUGCAGAAUCACGUGUCCUGCUUCAGUGACUGUGGCUUAUUCACAGCCAUUCUCUGCUGCAACCUGGUUGAAAAUGUUCAGGGAGUAGGCUUGACAACCACCACUGCCAUUAAAUUAAAUAAGCAUCUUUUGAGCCUCUGCACCGAGUACCUAAAAUCUGAGAUCUGUGGUUGUCGCAUCCCUAUCGACUUUGGUAGCACUCAGCUCCUCCUCUGUUUGGUGCGCAGUCUAUUAACAAGUAAACCAGCCUGUAUGCUCAACAGAGAGGAGGUCGAGCACAUCAGUACUUUGAUUCUGAGAGCCUUUCUGCUUACCGUUCCAGAAAACGCCAAAGACCGCAUCAUUUUAGGAAAGAGUAUAAUUGUCCCUUUAAAAGGUCAGAGAGUUAUAGAUUCUACUGUGUUACCUGGAGUACUUAUUGAAAUACCAGAAGUUCAAAUGAUGAAGAUCUUACCUAUCAAAAAGUCAGAUUCCUUCAAGGUGGCACUCUUCUGUGCAUCUUUAUCCGGAGACCUUUCUGAGACUGGAGAAGGGACUGUGGUGCUCAGCCAUGGAGUUUCUCUUGAAAACGCAGUCCUGGACCAGUUGCUUAACCUAGGGAGGCAGCUAGUUAGUGAUCACGUAGAUCUUGUCAUGUGCCAAAAAGUUAUCCACCCAUCUUUGAAACAGUUUCUCAGAACACAUGGUGUUAUUGCCAUGGACAGAGUUGGAGUGGCUCUAAUGGAACCCCUGAGUAAAGUGACAGGAACACAGCCCAUUGGUUCCCUAAAUUCAGUCUCUCCCAGUAGUUAUGGAAGUGUGAAAGAUUGGUGCACUGCAAAAUUUGGCUUCAAACAUUUUUUUCAUCUUAUUCCCAAUGAGACAACUGUCUGCAGCUUGCUUCUCUGCAACAGAAAUGACACAGCCUGGGAUGAGCUGAAGCUCACAUGUCAAACAGCACUGCAUGCUUUGCAGUUAACAAUCAAGGAACCCUACGUUUUGUUGGGAGGUGGCUGUACUGAAACUCAUUUGGCGGCAUAUAUCAGACACAAGACUCGUGAUGAGCCAGAAAGUAUUCUCAAAGGUGAUGGAUGUACCCAGACAGAACUCCAGCUGAUGAGUGAAGCAUUCUGCAGUGCACUCGAAACUCUCGCUGGCUCUUUGGAACACGAUGGAGGUGAAAUUCUCACUGACAGGAAGUAUGGACACUUUUGGUCAGUUCAGGCAGAUUCUCCCUCUGCUGUGAACUGGCCAGAUUUGCUUUCAAGAUGCGGCUGUGGACUCUACAGCAGCCAGGAGGAACUCGGCUGGUGUUUCUUAAGGGGUGCCCAUCAUCCUUUCAUGCCACAGACCUGCCUUCCACGUGAAGCUUCGGGGUCAGCCAAUGACCUGACCUUGGACUGUUUUACUGCCAAGCUUAGUGGCCUGCAGGUGGCUGUGGAGACUGCCAAUUUGAUUUUGGAUCUUUCGUAUGUCAUUGAAGAUAGAAACUGACAUAAGGGAAUAGCAUGUUUAUAUUACAAAGAGAAAAACUGGCGAGGUGUCUCUCAAAGGCCUGUUCUGCCUAUUUGGAUUGAUAAUUCAUAAAAUUAUAGAUUUACUUAUUUGAGGAAAAAAGACUGGAUCCUUGAAUAGAAAUACCCUAAAAUAAUUCACGGUGGCCUAGCAGUGUUGCUGUGGCUCUGGCAUAGGCCGGCGGCUGCAGCUCCGAUUAGAUCCCUAGCCUGGGAACCUCCAUAUGCCGCGGGAGUGGCCCUAGAAAAGGCAAAAAAGACCAAAAAAAAAAAAAAUUAAGCGUUAUUAAGGACAUGAUAAUAAUCUAGGGGAUUCCACAGAUACCACUGUACAUCGUUCUAAAUUUUUGUUCUCUUUAUUUUGACAUCAUUCUAAUAAGAGCAUGUAGAAUUUAUUUUAAUUCCUAAGAAAAAUUCUGUGCUUUUGUUUGGAUAUACUCAUUAAAGAUAUUUUUUACUUAGUAAAUUUACAUGUGUUUAAAAUAUA